Molecule: messenger RNA, 1269 nt
Organism: Parastagonospora nodorum SN15
Lineage: Eukaryota; Fungi; Ascomycota; Dothideomycetes; Pleosporales; Phaeosphaeriaceae
Exons: 1
Coding region: 1-1269 (422 amino acids)
Biological process (GO): tRNA methylation; wybutosine biosynthetic process
Cellular component (GO): cytoplasm
Molecular function (GO): tRNA methyltransferase activity; S-adenosylmethionine-dependent methyltransferase activity
Source: RefSeq, a predicted model, not a curated record
AUGCGUAUCCCAACAACAAUCCACUCCAACGACACAUCCACCCUCUCCACCACCCUGACCAACCUCAACCUCCAGCACCUCUCUUCCAAGAUCACCCUUUCCCAAUACACUCCAUCCACCACCAGCAUAGAAAAGAACCCACUCCGCGGCGCCCUCUCAGAAGUCCUCACCCUUCUCCCCCCCUCCAUCCUCAGUGCCCUAAACCUCACACCCCACCGCCUCGCCGCCGCCUUCCCAGACGCCUACUCCAUCUACCCCCCUUUACUCCUCCUACCCCACAACGCCUUCUCCUCGCCCCUCUGGCGCGCCCUCCUCACCGCCCAUCCCGCCAGCGCCGCAUCACUACAACCCUUAUGGCGGCACGUCGCGCAGAAAAUGGGCGUGUCGCACAUUGCCAUAAACUCACCGAUUCCCCUGCAGAAUGGCGAAAACACCAUGCGCAGCCCCGUCAACAUAACACCGAUAUACGGCUCCUUCGGCCCCUCUCCAUCCCCUCGCACCCUCUCGCACCCCUCCCCCGCUGACUUCGACAAAGCCCUCUGGGCCAGCGCGUGCCAGAACGGCAUCACGCAAUCCUGGGCGCCCAUGUACACCAUGUUCUCGCGCGGCAACAUCCGCGAGAAGACGCGGAUCCUCUCUUUCCCCUCGCAAGAUGCCGGCAGCGUCGUCGACAUGUACGCCGGCAUCGGGUAUUUCACACUCCCCUACCGGCGCCGCGGCUUCUCGCCGAUUAUCUGCUUCGAGGUGAACCCGUGGAGCGUCGAGGGCUUGCGCCGCGGGUGCGUGGCGAAUAAUUACUCUUAUAAAAUCUUCACGCGCAUGGACAUGCAUGAGUGGGACGAGGAGGACUUCACAAGCAACGGAGAAACGGUCAAGGAUGUGUACAUCUUUCACCUCUCGAAUACUCACGCGCGCCCUUUACUUGCUCCGCAUAUUUCCUCGCUUCCACCGGUCCGGCAUGUCAAUCUCGGGUUACUGCCUUCGUCGCGGGAUAGCUGGCGGGAUGCGGUGGGGUUGGUGAGGCGAGAGGGGGGCUGGGUGCAUGCGCACGAGAAUGUAGGUGUGGGGGAAGUGGAGAGCAGGAGGGGGGAGGUGGAGAAAGUGUUUCAGCGGUGGGUUGAUGAGAUGGAUGAAGUGGUUGAGAGUGAGGUAGAUGGGGUUGUAAGUGGGAGGAAGGCAGAGGUGAGGCAUGUAGAGAGGGUGAAGAUGUAUGCGCCGGGGGUUGUGCAUUGUGUUUUUGAUGUGUGGGUUGAGGGGAGGGGGGAAUAG